AUGAAGAGCGUCGGCGAGGUGAUGAGCAUUGGAAGAACGUUUGAAGAGGCGAUCCAGAAGGCCAUCCGAUCGGUUGAUUACCACAAUCUGGGUUUCAACGAGACCAACGCUCUCAUGUCCAUCAAGACCGAACUCCAAACACCCUCGGACCAACGCCUCUUCGCAAUUGCCAACGCCAUGCACUCCGGGUACUCUGUGGACGACAUCUGGAAGCUGACGCAAAUUGACAAGUGGUUCCUCCGCAAACUGAAGGGCCUCAGCGACUUUGGCAAGAUGCUUAGCACUUACAAUGCUUCGAACGUGCCUCUUGAUCUCAUCCGCCAAGCCAAGCAGCUAGGAUUUGCCGACCGUCAACUUGCCAAGUUCCUGGGCUCCAAUGAACUCGCCAUCAGACGCAUGCGUGUUGAAGCGGGUAUUUUCCCGGUUGUCAAGCAAAUUGAUACCGUGGCUGCGGAGUUCCCUGCUUUCACCAACUACCUCUAUCUCACUUACAAUGGUUCCGAGCAUGACGUCAAGUUUGAAGACCAUGGGGUCAUGGUGUUGGGAUCUGGCGUUUACCGAAUUGGCUCCUCUGUCGAGUUCGAUUGGUGCUCCGUCAGAACCAUCCGGACCCUUCGCGAGCAGGGCCACAAGACCGUCAUGGUGAACUAUAAUCCCGAAACAGUCAGUACCGAUUACGAUGAGGCAGACAGGCUCUAUUUCGAGAACAUCAACUUGGAGACUGUUCUGGACAUCUAUCAGCUGGAAUCCGCCAGUGGUGUGAUCAUCUCCAUGGGUGGACAGACUCCCAACAACAUUGCUUUGCCCCUGCACCGUCUGAACGUCAAGAUUCUGGGAACCUCUCCCGAGAUGAUUGACACCGCCGAGAACCGGUACAAGUUCUCUCGGAUGCUCGACCGCAUCGGGGUGGAUCAACCCGCCUGGAAGGAACUUACCAGCAUCGAAGAGGCGACUGAAUUCUGUGAGAAGGUCAGCUAUCCUGUGCUGGUGCGACCGUCGUAUGUGCUUUCCGGUGCUGCGAUGAACACAGUUUACUCCAAGGAUGAUCUGGCAAAUUAUCUCAACCAGGCCGCCGAGGUCUCUCGAGAGCAUCCAGUGGUGAUCACCAAGUACAUUGAGAAUGCCAAGGAGAUCGAGAUGGAUGCCGUGGCCCGCAAUGGUGUCAUGGUGGGCCACUUCAUCUCCGAACAUGUUGAGAAUGCUGGUGUUCACUCUGGUGAUGCGACUCUCAUUCUGCCUCCCCAAGACUUGGACCCCGAGACCGUACGACGGAUCGAGGACGCCACGCGGAAGAUUGCCGAUGCUCUCAACGUGACUGGCCCGUUCAACAUCCAGUUCAUUGCAAAGGAUAAUGACAUUAAGGUCAUUGAAUGCAACGUCAGAGCCUCUCGAUCGUUCCCCUUCGUGUCAAAGGUCAUGGGCGUUGAUCUGAUUGAGAUGGCAACGAAAGCGAUGAUCGGCGCCCCCUUUACGGAAUACCCACCGAUUACUGUCCCGAAGGACUACGUGGGCGUUAAAGUCCCUCAAUUCUCCUUUUCCAGGCUGUCUGGCGCCGACCCGGUCUUGGGUGUGGAGAUGGCGUCUACUGGAGAGGUCGCGUGUUUCGGGCGUGAUCGGUACGAGGCCUACAUCAAAGCCCUCAUCUCAACGGGCUUCCGCCUUCCGAAGAAGAACAUCCUGCUGUCAAUCGGUUCUUUUAAGGAGAAACUGGAGAUGCUGCCUUCCAUUCGGAAAUUGCACCAGAUGGGAUUCAACCUGUUCGCCACUGCGGGUACUGCGGACUAUCUGGAAGAGCAUGGCAUUCCCGUCAAAUACCUGGAACUCCUUGCAGGCCAAGAGGAAGAUCUCAAGUCUGAAUACUCUCUCACGCAGCACUUGGCCAACAAUCUCAUCGAUCUUUACAUUAACCUGCCGUCCAACAACCGUUUCAGACGGCCCGCGAACUACAUGAGCAAGGGCUACAGGACCCGUCGUAUGGCUGUGGACUACCAGACUCCUCUUGUGACGAAUGUCAAAAACGCGAAGAUUUUGAUCGAAGCGCUGGCGCGGCAGUAUCAGUUAGAUGUGCUGAACAUUGACUAUCAAACUAGCCAUCGUACUGUGGUGCUGCCUGGUCUGAUCAACAUUGCCGCCUUUGUUCCAGGGCUAGCUCGUCCUGGCUCGAAGGAUCUCCAGGUGGUCAGCAAGGCUUCGAUCGCCGCCGGCUUUACCAUGAUCCGUGUCAUGCCGGUUGGUGUUGACAACUUCGUUACCGAUGCCUCCGCUUUGAAGAUUGCCCAGCAGAAUUCUCAGGAUGGCGCGUACUGUGACUUCAACUUGUCCGUUGCGGCAACUGCUUCCAACUCGGACCAGAUUGGUCAAGUGACGGGCGAAGUGGGCGCUUUGUUCAUCCCCUUCAACCAUCUGUCUGGAAACAUCAACAAAGUCGCUGCCGUCACCAGCCACUUCGCGGCGUGGCCGUCCAGCAAGCCCAUCAUCACGGAUGCGAAGGCAACUGAUCUAGCUUCGAUCCUACUCUUGGCGAGCCUCCACAAUCGUAAUGUCCAUGUGAUGAGUGUGACGUCCAAGGACGACAUCAACCUUAUUGCCCUCAGCAAGGAGAAGGGUCUCAAGAUCACCUGCGACGUUUCGAUCUACAGUCUGUUCCUGUCCCAAGAUGACUACCCUGAAUGUCACUGUCUGCCCACGGCCGAAGACCAGAAGGCCUUGUGGGAGCACUUGGGCACGAUCGACGUCUUCUCGGUUGGCAGUCUUCCAUACCAGCUGGCUGGCAAGAAUGCUAGCCCUACUGUUGGUAUCGCGGAUGCUCUUCCCUUGUUGCUUACGGCGGCCUCCCAGGGCCGGCUGACCCUGGACGACAUCUCUGCAAGGCUCUAUCACAAUCCCAAGAGAAUCUUUGAGCUGCAUGAUCAGCCAGACGCAUCCGUUGAGAUUGAGGUGGACCGUCCUUAUGUGUACCACAAUGACCGUGCCUGGUCUCCUUUCGAAGGCAAGCCCAUGAAAGGAUCGGUCCACAGAGUCGUUUUCCAGGGCAAAACUUCCUGUCUCGACGGAGACCUGUUGCCCGAGGCCGCGAAAGGUGCGGACAUGUCCUCACACCGGAUUGUGCCACCUUCGCCUUCUGUUAAGGCCGUGUCGCCCAAGGUGUAUCCCCGACCUGACAGUUCGAUUGAACGCCGGCUCUCGAUGUCUGGCACCCCGGUUCGGCCAGCACGCCCGAAGGCCGCGGAUGCAUCUGCGGUGCCGAGUGUCCCUGAGCUCGGCCCCCCACUCUUCACGCCUGUCUCGCAGGUGUCUCCGUCGCUCCUCGAGCUGCUGUCUCGGUCUACUUUUAGACAGAAGCACGUGAUUUCUGUCAAUCAAUUCAACCGUGCAGAUCUUCAUCUUCUCUUUACUGUGGCGCAGGAAAUGCGUCUGGGUGUGGAACGGCAGGGAGUGCUCGAUAUCCUCAAGGGUCGGGUUCUGUGCAACCUUUUCUACGAGCCGUCGACCCGGACCUCGGCCUCCUUUGAUGCUGCCAUGCAACGCCUUGGAGGACGAACGGUUGUGAUCUCGACGGAGCACUCAUCUACGAAGAAGGGAGAGACCCUGCAGGACACCAUCCGUACACUGGGCUGCUACGGCGAUGCGAUUGUGCUGCGCCACCCUGAGGAAAGCAGCGCCGCGACGGCUGCUAAGUUCUCGCCUGUUCCGAUCAUCAACGGUGGCAAUGGCAGUCUGGAGCACCCGACGCAGGCGUUCCUCGACCUCUUUACCAUCCGGGAGGAACUCGGAACUGUGACGGGUCUCACUGUCACCUUCACUGGUGAUCUGAGGUACGGACGCACGGUUCACUCCCUGAUCAAGCUCCUCCAGUUCUAUGAUGUCCGGGUGCAGCUGGUGGCACCCAAAGCAUUGUCCCUGCCGGCGGAGGUGCGCCAGCAGGUUGCGGCUUCUGGGCAGCUCAUUCUGGAGUCCGAGGAGCUUACACCGGAAAUUGUCAGCCGCUCGGAUGUGUUGUACUGCACGCGUGUGCAGAAGGAGCGGUUUGCCGACCUGGAUGAGUACGAACGGUUGAAGAACAGCUUCAUUAUCGACAACAGCGUUCUUAAGCAUGCCAAGAGCCACAUGGUUGUUAUGCAUCCCCUGCCAAGGAACGCGGAGAUUAGUGAAGAGGUGGAUUUCGACCAGCGGGCGGCCUACUUUAGACAGAUGCGCUAUGGUCUCUACUGUCGGAUGGCAUUGCUUGCUUUGGUUCUGGCACCAUGA
This is a messenger RNA of Rasamsonia emersonii CBS 393.64, 4248 nucleotides long. Its product is annotated as Bifunctional pyrimidine biosynthesis protein (PyrABCN). Bases 1 to 4248 code for a protein of 1415 amino acids. The record is from RefSeq and is a predicted model, not a curated record. The transcript has 2 exons. NCBI's taxonomy places the organism in Eukaryota, Fungi, Ascomycota, Eurotiomycetes, Eurotiales, Trichocomaceae. Gene Ontology annotation, cellular component: cytoplasm; cytosol. Gene Ontology annotation, molecular function: amino acid binding; aspartate carbamoyltransferase activity; metal ion binding. Gene Ontology annotation, biological process: UTP biosynthetic process; L-glutamine metabolic process; 'de novo' pyrimidine nucleobase biosynthetic process.